UAUUCUUUUACAACGAUCGAUCGGACUAUAUAAACGAACUCGAUUUCGACUUUAACCAUCAAUCGAUCCUCAACUCUACACGAGCUUUCGAAGUUAUCAAUCAACCAGAACUAUUAUUUUCACACUGACAAUCAACAUGAAGUGCUUCGCCGCUAUCGUUCUGCUAGCCAUGAUCGCAACAAUGGCCUUAGCCGAUACGAAACCUGCCGAUGCGGAGUCGAUCGAGCCAUCUAAUGCAGCGAACCCAAUAGAAACUGAAAGUGCAAGGAACAAACGAGGAUUAUUGGUUGGCGCUGCGUACACUGCACCGAUUGCAUAUACUGCUCCAGUGACGUAUACAUCAGCAGCGUAUGCCUAUCCCUACGCAUACAGACCUGCAUAUACUGCCUACCCCUAUUAUGCAGCUGCUGCAUACAGCGCACCCUACAUCGUGGCCUAGAUAAUGACGACAUACGACGAGCUUUUACCUGACACCAGAACUGAAUACAGUCGUUAACGUUCUGCUACUCUUAAAGGUCUUUUCUUUUUUUUCUUUGUUUUCUUGUUUAUUCGUUUUUCUUUCUUUCUUUAUCUUUUUUCUUUUUAAUUGUUCUUUUUCCAUCCUCUUUCAUAUAUAAAGCAAAAUAAAUUCGUACACUCGCCAUGUCAAAGAAAAUCUAUUCGGAAUCUAUGUAUAUAUACUCACACAUAUAAGAACAUAUAUAUUAUAUAUAUAUAUAUGUGUGUAUCUGUGUGUGUGUGUGUAUAUAUAUAUAUAUAUAAAAAGAAAAAAAAAAUCGCACGUACGAUACAAGAGCUUUUUUUACUUUCUCUCUUUCUUUUUUAUAAGCUCUUUUUCCUUUGUUCGUAUAUUUUUUUGUUUUCGACUUCUUUUUUUUUUCUCUCUCGAAUUUUUCUCUUUUAUUUCACACGAAACGGAGGAUAUAAUACAACGUGGAAAUAGUUUUAGAGAUAAUAGAUAAUAGCUAGAGAAAUUUGUUUGUUUGUUUUGUUAGUUUAUUUUUUUUCCUUUUUUGUUUUUUUUUGUUCUUUUUUUUUUUUUUUUUUUCCUUGACGAUACGCUGACAAUAUCCUCCUUUCGUUAUGAUACUUUCUCAAUUAAACUAUAUAAAUAUAUAAAUUGUUCGAUGUAUUUUAUUUUUGAGAAUAAGAAAAGAAUACUUAAGAUGUAUGUAAAAUGUCUGUAAAAGAUCUUUAAUAUCUAUGUAAACAAUGUUUAAUCAAUGCUAAUAAAUAUCAUAUUAUAUGCAUAUUAACAAAUACAACAACAA
Vespa crabro (European hornet) is the source of this 1271-nucleotide messenger RNA. RefSeq lists its product as uncharacterized. The record is from RefSeq and is a predicted model, not a curated record. The transcript is spliced from 2 exons. The coding region runs from base 137 to 439 and encodes 100 amino acids. Lineage: Eukaryota; Metazoa; Arthropoda; Insecta; Hymenoptera; Vespidae.